Messenger RNA from Aegilops tauschii subsp. strangulata, 855 nucleotides. Lineage: Eukaryota; Viridiplantae; Streptophyta; Magnoliopsida; Poales; Poaceae. The record is from RefSeq and is a predicted model, not a curated record.
AUGGUCCACGCUUACCACAUGCCGGUCCCACGGGCCCCGGGCAUCCUCGGGCCGCACCCGGCCGGACCUCAGGCGCACCUCGCCGCCGCACCCUACCAGGCGGGUGGGGGCGGCCAUGCACCGGGUGGCUUCGCCCCGGGUGGCUACGCGCUGGGCGGCUACGCGCCUCUGCCGGCGCCUGCCUCCUUCGGUUACGCGCCGCCGCCCGCACCGGCUCAGCCCGGCGGCUACCCGCUUCCUCCAGCUCCAUCGGAUCCCGCUCUGCUCGCUGCACUCCACUCGGCGCCGUCUCCCUCCAACUACGGAGGUGGCGGUGAUUGGUACAUGGACACGGGGGCUACUGCCCACAUGACGUUGCACCCCGUUAAAAAUCUUGUCUCCGUUCGUCGUCUUGCACGUGACAAUCCUCCCACCGUUGAAUUUGAUGGCAUUGGUUUUUCUGUGAAGGACGCCUGUACACGGAUGGUACCACCUUCUGCAGCAGACUCGGCGCUCCAUGAUGGUGUCUCGGAUGCGGACUCGGUGCAGCCCCCGGCGUGGCCCCUCCUGGCCCCGGCGCGGCUCCUGCCGGCUCCUCCCGGUGCGGCCUCGGCGCGCCCCCUCGUGGAGGGCCCCUCUGAUGUGGCCCCCGCCGCGGGCCCCUCCACCGCGGCCCCCUCGCGGAUGGCCCCUCUGCUGUGGCCCCCGCCGCGGGCCCCUCCGCCGCGGCCUCGGCUGCACGCUCCCCGGCGCGGCCCUGCAUGGCCCCGGGUGGCCCUUCGGCUACUACCACGCCGGACGCGGCUGGCCCCGCCCCGGCUGGCGCUACCUCCUCGGCCGGCCCCGCCACUUCGGCCGGCUCCGGUCCCGCUGUGA